Molecule: messenger RNA, 1381 nt
Organism: Bubalus bubalis (water buffalo)
Lineage: Eukaryota; Metazoa; Chordata; Mammalia; Artiodactyla; Bovidae
Product: heat shock transcription factor, X-linked member 3-like
Exons: 2
Coding region: 144-1229 (361 amino acids)
Biological process (GO): regulation of DNA-templated transcription
Molecular function (GO): DNA-binding transcription factor activity; sequence-specific DNA binding
Source: RefSeq, a predicted model, not a curated record
CACUUAAUUGGCUGCCUGUCCCAUGACCCAGAUUCUAGAAUCUCCAGAGAGUAUUUAUGGGGCACCCCGACCAUGGUCUGAGGCCCGUUUUCCCUGAGCACUUGCUGCUUGGAUAGAUAAUGCUCCUUAGCUAGACUGGCUCCAUGGCUAGUCAGAGUUCCCAUGAGUCACGGGCAGCCCUGCUGAUCCUAUCAACUGACGGGGAGCCUGCAGCGGGGGACACCCGUGAUUCCUCCCCAGAUCCAACCCUGGAUUCAGGGGAGGCUUUGGAGAAGAAGGGUGACCAGCCCAAGAGCCCAGAUCCAGGCCUCCAUGACAAUCCACGCCCACAGGGCCCGAACCCAGAAAUGGCCAAAGAGGAAGAGAGCAAUGCCAUCCUUGGGCUGUCCUUCCCCAGGAAGCUCUGGAGGAUUGUGGAGGAUGCAGCCUUCACCUCUGUGCACUGGAACGAUGAGGGAGAUACAGUGGUCAUCGAGGCAGAUCUCUUCCAGAUAGAGGUACUCCAGCGCAGAGGCAUGGACCAAAUCUUUGAGACAGACAGCAUCAAGAGCUUCAUCCGUGAACUGAACCUGUACGGGUUCAGGAAAGUCCGCCCUUCGAGUCACUCUGCAGGGAAGAAGCUCCUGAUCUAUCGAAACUCCAAUUUUCAGAGAGACAAGCCUCUGCUUCUGCAGAACAUCCAGAGGAGAGGCAACCCCAGAACAACUUCUCAGCCUGCCACUGGCACAACAACAACUCCAAAGAGAAAGAAACGAGUGGUGGCAACCAGACACUCUCCUCAAUUCCACCACAACGAGUUCACCCAAAAGGCUGGCAACAAAGUCCAGAAGGGGAUGCCAACUGCUCGCAGAACCCCCAGCCAGUGCUCAUUUGUGUUUCCUGACCUUUGGUCUGUGGGCAGUGUAGCCAAGUGGGCUGGGGGAAACCAUCUCCCCAAUGAGCAGGGUGGCCCCAGCAGGGCGGCUGGAGAGGGCACAUCCAGCAAUGCCAUAUCUGUGCCCUCGGCUACUGCUGAAAGGGACAGCCCAGGGAAACUGCCCGAGAGCCCCCCAGUGUACCCAGAACACGAAUCGGUGAUGACUUUGUACAACACCUGUUACUCCAUCCUGAUGGCGGGCCUUUUAGUCAUGGAACCAGAUGAGGCCCCUGAAGCGGAGGAUGAGCAGGGAGAAUCCUCAGAUUAUAAGUGUGUCCUCUGUGAGCAGCUCAAGAAGAAGCCCAAUCCCUGAGCUGCCAGAUCCCUAGGGACACUCAAAAGCACUCUCUUAUAAUUAAAAAUAGAUUUCUGGCUCUAAUAAAGUCAAGCAAAACUCCUUUGGAGUAAAUAAACAAUCAAACGAGAACUACGAGUCUGUGUUCUUUCUAUCUGUCCAUUGUAUUC